Molecule: messenger RNA, 707 nt
Organism: Magnolia sinica
Lineage: Eukaryota; Viridiplantae; Streptophyta; Magnoliopsida; Magnoliales; Magnoliaceae
Product: dirigent protein 22-like
Exons: 1
Coding region: 77-634 (185 amino acids)
Source: RefSeq, a predicted model, not a curated record
UAAAUAGCUACAAUACUGCGAAGUCUCCUAAGUCUCGCUAUUAGUUAAUAAUCUCUGGUGCACUUCUUCUGUUAUCAUGGCAGGCUUUCUUUCCAUUAUCAUCUUCCUUUUAUUCAUCAUUGUCGCCUCCGCAGAGAACCAACCUUCAUCUGAAGUCCUGGGGCCUCCAUUUGGGUUUGGGAAAGAGAAGAUGAGCCACCUACGCUUCUUCUUCCACGACAUCCUUAGCGGUCCAAAUCCAACUGCAGUGCGAGUGGCUGAUGCCCCGUCCACGAACAAAUCACCUACGCUAUUUGGUGCUGUGGCGAUGAUUGAUGACCCAUUGACGGAAGGACCGGACCCGAAGUCGAAGCUUGUAGGAAGAGCUCAGGGACUCUAUGCAUCUGCAUCGCAGGAGGAGGCUGGUUUGUUAAUGGUGAUGAAUUUCGCAUUCGUUGAAGGGAAGUAUAAUGGGAGCACACUCAGUAUACUUGGGAGGAACACGGUUUUCUCGAAGGUGAGAGAGAUGCCAGUGGUGGGAGGGAGUGGGCUUUUUCGCUUCGCCCGUGGAUACGCUGAGGCUCGCACCCACACCUUUAAUCUUACCUCCGGAGAUGCUAUUGUAGAGUAUAACGUCUAUGCAAUCCAUUACUGACAUCUUUUAUUUAUUUUUUUCUUUUCAGGAAAUAAUAUUUAUAUCCCAUUUUAUUUUUUUUUUCUUAUACAUG